Didymodactylos carnosus is the source of this 2421-nucleotide messenger RNA. The record is from the annotation of a GenBank genome assembly. Lineage: Eukaryota; Metazoa; Rotifera; Eurotatoria; Philodinida; Philodinidae.
AUGAAUCAGAAUAAUAUUGUCGAUUUGUCUCAAUAUUCUUCGCUCAGUGUGGAGCAAUUUGAAAAUAAUCCAUCGUUUUCUCGUGAUUUAUUACAAAAUUUAGGUCUAUAUUCUCAAUAUGAUAUUCCCACUCUCGUUCAAUCAUUACCAAAACGUAUGCAUAAUUUAACAAAAGAUAUUUUGAAUAUUUGGUCAUCUGUCAAACGUGAAUUAACACCCAAUGAACUCAAAUAUUUGGAUCUUAUUUCAGUAAUUGAACUAAAAAUGGCAGAUAUGAUACAAGUUCUUGAAAAAAAUAUUGUCGAUAAAAUUCGAGACAUUCUCUUUCCAACGCCGAUUAUUGAAGCUCUAACUACUUGUGUAACAUACAUACGAGAUGAAUAUGUUGGUGAUCGUACAAAUAAAAUUCUUUUCUACAUUAUACAUAUGUUAGAUGCACGUAUAUUAGUUCAUCGUUUAUGCUAUCAAACUUUAAUAACACAACCAGAUGAUUUAUAUGAUGAAAUUACACGGUGUAUAACACAUAAACAUUCUAAAACUUAUCUAAAAAGUAGUAUCAGUAAUUUUUCAUGCACUCUGGAAAAAUCAUUAACAACUGAAAAUAACAAUUUUGAUUAUCUUCAUUUAUUUUUCAUUGGAUGUUGUACAUAUUUCUACAGUUUAUAUAAACCUCAACCACAAACUAUACCGAUUGAUAAUGAUAAAUACAUCUAUCUUUAUUGUAAAUAUUUUCGUACACUCAUCUCACAAACAGAUUAUUCAUCAAAUGAAAAUAUUAUUUAUUGUCUUCGUGGUGUGAUGGCUUUGUUAACAAAUCGUAUUUCAAUUGAUUAUUGGUUAACUAUUAUUAAUCAAGCAUUCCUUGAACCCGAUGAUACAAUGGUACAAGCAAGAAAUCCGUUUAAUAUUCAUUUUUUUAUAUGUAUAAGUGAACUGUUAAAUAAUGACAACUUAAUUAAAAAAAUUGUUGAUACAUGGUCAAAUAAUGUAACACGUUUACUUGAUAUAACAAUGGUGUUUUUAAACAAUUUAUGUGUUGCCGAUAAUGAUACAAAUCAGGUUGUUGAUUUAUUGAAGAAUUCACCACAUUACGUUAAAAUACUCAUUAAAUAUAUUAAUGUGCCAUAUGAUCGUCUAAGAUUAAUGGCAUUUUUUGUUCUCGCUGAAAUUAUUCUUCUCAAAGAUUUGAAAACAAUACCAAAUAUCGCUGAAAAAUUAACACAUCUUGUUUUUGAAUUUAUCCAAAAGGCUGCUGAUAGUCCAAAAAGACGCUAUAAUGGUAUCCCAUUUGAACUCCUGUUGAAAUCAUUAUUAACAUUUAUUGAACAGGAUGUAGUUAAAAAAGAAAUAAUACCUUACAUUGAUCUUAUUAUUGAUUAUAUUAUCCAGAAACGUGAGUUUUCUGCGUUGAAAAUUAUACGUAAAUUGUCUUUAUCGACUGAAUUAGCCGAUAUAUUGAAUCAAAACCAAAAAUUAUCAGAAAUAUUAAAUAAUCCCAAAAAAUAUUUUGAUGGUAACGAAAAGCAUAAUAAAAUUAUUGAAGAAAUUCGAUACCAAUUAAAAGUAUUACCGUUCGAACACCAAGAAAAUGAAAAUAAACAGGAAGAACAACAACGAAGACAACAGGCAUUAUUAACUGAUUCAGGAACAUCAAUUAGGAGCAAGAGUGAUUUUCCCAAAUUAUUCAUUAGUUAUUCUCAUAAAGAUAAAGAAAUCUGUGAGACAAUUGUUAAUGAAUUAAAAAAAGAAAAAAACUUAAAAGUAUGGUUCGAUACCGAUAAGGUCAAAGAUUAUGUUAUUGAAGAUAUAACAGCAGGCGUAAAACAAUCGGAUCGUAUUUUACUUAUGUUAAGUGAUCACUAUGUUAAAUCAGAUUAUUGUAGACGUGAAGUGAAGUUUUCUGAAAGUCACAAUAAAAUAUUAAUGCCAUGUAUUAUUCAAAAAAAUUUUCGUGUUACUAAUUACGACUGGCUUAAUUUCAUCCUAGAAGAUAAAUUCGUAUAUUCUUUUCAUAAAGACAAUCCACCGUAUACAUUAACAUUAACCAGACUAAUAAGCCAUAUUAACGACACAAACAAUAAUGAGAUAGAUAAUACAUCAUUAACUGUAGAUUCUCCUAAUACAUCGAUCAGUGUUACAAUUAAUAAAAAGAGAACGAGUAAUUAUUUGAUGAAACACCUGGCUGCGUGGAAUUCAACGGAUAUAUGGGAAUGGUGUAUGGAUAAUAAAUUAGAUAAUUGGACAAAAUCUUUACGUCAUUAUGAUGGAGAAGCAUUACUAGAAUUAAGUAAACUCAUUAACAAGGACAGAAAACUAAAAAAUAUUUGUCUGAACAGUCAAAUAAACGUAUUUGAUGUUGCGCUAUUUAAAAGUGCAAUGAAAAAAAUUCAGUUAAAAAAUGAUAACAACAAUCAAGCAUAA